GACAUAAACGCAUAACAAACAAAAAUUAAUUAGAGAAAAAAAAUGUCUUAGAAUCCACUAGAGAACAGAGUCCAGUCCAUAUCCUGUGGCUGUGGUGUCCGUUCCCCUUUAACUCGAGUCUGAAGUCUCAACCGAAGUUGCAGAAAGCCAGACAAUAAGAUAGUAAAACCAGAUAAACCCCAAAUAAGGUAUUUAUCUUGAUAGUUGAUAUUUGCUCAAAGUUUUCAAGUAAAGAUUGCAGCUUUUCAAUCUCUGGGUAGUUUUUGCUGGCUUAAUCCAUGGCUUCUUCCAUGCUCAGUGGAGCUGAAAUCUUCACUCCCAUCAGAGGGGUAACCCCCAAAAGGAUUGAUUUUUUCGGGUCAGAUUUUCAGGGGAAACACUUAUCCAAUCUGGGUUUAAUCUCUAGUGCCAGAAUCUCCAGGCCAGGAACAAUGAUGGCCCCAAGGUGCAGCUUAUCAGCAUCAAGGCCAGCUUCACAACCAAGAUUCAUACGACACAAAAAGGAGGCUUUUUGGUUCUACAGGUUCCUCUCAAUCAUUUAUGACCAUUUGAUAAACCCUGGUCAUUGGACUGAAGACAUGAGAGAUGUUGCACUUGAGCCAGCUGAUCUAAACGACAGGAACACGAUUGUUGUGGAUGUCGGUGGUGGAACUGGUUUCACUACUUUGGGCAUCGUUAAGCAUGUGGAUGCUAAGAAUGUCACAAUUCUCGAUCAAUCUCCACAUCAGCUUGCCAAGGCUAAGCAGAAGGAGCCCCUGAAGGAAUGCAAGAUAAUUGAAGGUGAUGCAGAAGAUCUCCCCUUUCCUACCGAUUAUGCAGAUAGAUACGUGUCUGCUGGCAGCAUAGAGUACUGGCCAGACCCACAGCGGGGCAUCAAGGAAGCAUACAGGGUGUUGAAACUAGGAGGAAAAGCUUGUGUAAUAGGUCCUGUGUACCCUACAUUUUGGUUGUCACGCUUCUUUGCGGAUGUUUGGAUGCUUUUCCCCAAGGAAGAAGAGUAUAUUGAGUGGUUUGAAAAGGCAGGAUUUAAGGAUGUCCAACUCAAAAGGAUUGGUCCUAAAUGGUAUCGUGGAGUUCGCAGACACGGAUUGAUCAUGGGGUGCUCUGUAACCGGCGUUAAACCGGCAUCUGGGGACCCUCCUUUGCAGCUCGGGCCGAAGAUGGAGGAUGUAUCGAAGCCGGUAAACCCAUUUACAUUUCUCUUGCGCUUUAUACUGGGUACCAUGGCAGCAACGUAUUAUGUGUUGGUCCCUAUCUAUAUGUGGUUGAAGGAUCAAAUCGUACCGGAAGGUCAACCGAUCUAAACAGAGACCGUAGCUGCAGCCACCCUUCGGAGUUGCGUAUAUUUCUUUAGGUAUACCGUAUGUAAUGUAAGACAUCUUCUAGCUAUGUCAGGUUUCUGCGUGUUCAUA
Messenger RNA from Hibiscus syriacus, 1412 nucleotides. RefSeq names its product 2-methyl-6-phytyl-1,4-hydroquinone methyltransferase, chloroplastic-like. The record is from RefSeq and is a predicted model, not a curated record. Bases 279 to 1304 code for a protein of 341 amino acids. The transcript has 3 exons. Gene Ontology annotation, biological process: methylation. Gene Ontology annotation, molecular function: 2-methyl-6-phytyl-1,4-benzoquinone methyltransferase activity. NCBI's taxonomy places the organism in Eukaryota, Viridiplantae, Streptophyta, Magnoliopsida, Malvales, Malvaceae.